AUGGGCCCACUUGUCUUCACCAGGAAUCAAGUUAUCAGCACGCUCAGAUUGGUUAGCGGCGAUGAAAUCUGGGUAGUAGAUAGAAGGCAAGGGAACAAUUUGCUCCAAGUGCUUGACCAAUUGACGUUGAAGGUCAUAGUCAAGAACUUGAGCACGUUGCAUAGCACCAGCCAAAUUGAGCUUAGAGAUAUCCCAACCGCCAAUGACGAAGUCAUUAGGGUGCAAAAGAGGGACAAUCUCGUUGAAAGGAGCAUAAACAUCCUUUCCAUUAGCAUCAAUACCAAGCUUGAUGGUAGCAGCUUGAGUAACCGAACCGAAAUAGUUGGGCUCAAUCUUACCAUUCUUGGUAUUGAAAGAGAUGUUGUGACGGUUGGCAGUGACAGCAGCAGUCAAGGUAGAACCGUUAUUACCACCAAGACCAACGAGAAGCAAACCGGUCUUGGGGACCUUGGUGUCUAA
This is a messenger RNA of Sugiyamaella lignohabitans, 459 nucleotides long. RefSeq names its product myo-inositol-1-phosphate synthase. The transcript has a single exon. The record is from RefSeq and is a predicted model, not a curated record. Lineage: Eukaryota; Fungi; Ascomycota; Dipodascomycetes; Dipodascales; Trichomonascaceae. Bases 1 to 459 code for a protein of 152 amino acids.